AUGAAGAACAGCAUCCUCUACGCUGCUCUAUCCCUCUCGGCUCUCGCCGCUGCUCAACCCCAUGGGCGUCACCACCACCAACAUGCGAAGCGUGAGGUCGUCCACGAGACCGUCAUCGUCACGGCAACCGUGCCGAACGUAAUUGUCUAUGUCGAUCAGGACGGCGUCCCCUUCGCCACUUCCUACGCCGACGUUCCCGCUCCCACUGAAGCUCCCGCCGCUCCUGCUUCUGUUCCUGAGGCGGCAUCUUCCAACGCUCCUGUCAUUGCCGCCGAGGUGCCCAGAUCCUCUGAAGCUGCUCCAGUUCCAGCAUCCAGCGCUCCGGCACCUGUAGCCCCUCCAGCGGAGACGGCCCCUGCCCCGGCGCCAGCUCCCGAAGCAGCUGCGGCCCCAGCUCCCGCUCCAUCCACUGCUGCUUCCUCCGGUCAGGAGCUCGGUGGCUUUGGUAUCAGCUAUGCUCCGUACGCGGACGACGGCAACUGCAAGACCCAAGACCAGGUCAGCCGCGACGUGACCCAGAUGAAGGGUUACAACGUGAUCCGCGUCUACGGCACCGACUGUGACCAGAUCCCGAAGCUGCUCCGCGCGCCUAAGCCAUCCGGCGUCAAGCUCUUCCUCGGCAUCUGGGACAUUGCCCAGGUCGACAAGGAGGCUCAGAUCAUCAUCGACGCCAUCGCCGGCGACUGGAACAAGAUCGACACCAUCAGCGUCGGCAACGAGCUCGUGAACAAGGGCGCCGCUGCCCCCGGCGCAGUCGUCGCCGCCGUGAACGCCGCCCGCACCAAGCUCCGAUCUGCCGGCUACGGCGGCCCCGUCGUCACCGUCGACACCUUCAACGCUAUCAUGGCUAACCCAGAGCUCUGCGGCGCCUCCGACUACGCGGCCGCUAACUGCCACGCCUUCUUCGACCCGAACACCGAGGCCUCGCAGGCCGGCGACUUCGUCCUCGGCAUGGCGCAGAAGGUCUCCCAGGCCUGCGGCGGCAAGCGCACCGUCAUUACCGAGACCGGCUGGCCGUCGCAGGGCAGCGCGAACAGCAAGGCUGUCCCAGGCGUCGCGCAGCACAUGGCUGCGAUCGACUCGAUCAGGUCCAAGUUCUCGAGCAACGUCAUCUUUUUCUCUGCCUUCAACGAUGGCUGGAAGAAGGACUUCGCGGGCUCGUUCGGCGCGGAGAAGUUCUGGGGUAUGAUCCAGUAG
Molecule: messenger RNA, 1197 nt
Organism: Coniosporium apollinis CBS 100218
Lineage: Eukaryota; Fungi; Ascomycota; Dothideomycetes
Exons: 2
Coding region: 1-1197 (398 amino acids)
Biological process (GO): cell wall organization
Cellular component (GO): extracellular region; fungal-type cell wall; cell surface
Molecular function (GO): glucan endo-1,3-beta-D-glucosidase activity; 1,3-beta-glucanosyltransferase activity
Source: RefSeq, a predicted model, not a curated record